Molecule: messenger RNA, 3696 nt
Organism: Portunus trituberculatus (swimming crab)
Lineage: Eukaryota; Metazoa; Arthropoda; Malacostraca; Decapoda; Portunidae
Exons: 7
Coding region: 436-1365 (309 amino acids)
Source: RefSeq, a predicted model, not a curated record
GUAUCCCCGCGCGCCGUGUUGAGAGGACGCCGCGUCGACCUCACACAGACGGGCGACACUGGACGGAGACUGCCAGCGUGAGGGAAGCGGAGACAGGCGGGCAGUGGCAGUGUGCGGCGUGCGGCCCUCCUGACACUCUUCUGGCACUUCCCUGACACUUCCCUGGCACUCUCGCUACACUAGAGGCACCUAUGCCGCCAUCUUGAAUGCUUGACCAGUAGAGGACCACAAGGCAGACCCAGGAGUGACCUCAGAAGUGGCCAACAGUGAAGAAGCUUGACCUGGCCCCAUAUGACCCCGAUGAGGAGGUCAGGUUACCGUCAGAGGCCCCUGUGGUGUGCCAUGGGGGUCAGGGGCUGAGUGGAGGAGGAGGAGGAGGAGGAGGAGGAGGAGGAGGAGGAGGAGGAGGAAGAGGAGGACUAGGAAAUUAUCAGAAUGGCUCCCUGUCUCUUUCUUCUACUAUUGCUGCUGCUGCUGCUGCUGGCCACUCUGCAGGGAUCAGUGGAGGCCAUCAGAAUAGUGGAGAUGCAGGUGCCGCCCACCGUGGAGGUCGGGAAGACAGUGCACCUCGCUUGUCGCUUUGAUCCAGAGGGCGCCAAACUGUACUCCCUCAACUGGUGGAGGGGCUCAGACCAGUUCUUUCAGUACAGUCCCUCCAGUGCUGACAAGAUUAUUGUGUACGAUUCACCCGGCAUUACUGUUGAUAAGAAGCUAUCAGGACGCGAGACAGUAGUGCUGAGGAACAUCUCCCACGCCUCGGCCGGACGCUUCAAAUGUGAGGUGUUGGCUGACUAUCCCAGCUUUGAAAAACACUCCGAGGCAACAAGUAUGGAGGUGAUAGACGUGCCCACGAAGGAGCCCAAAGUGUCACUGCAUCGCCUCCAGUGGUCCCCCGGGGAGGUCCUCAGGGCAAACUGCACGGCGCCCCCUGUCCGACCCCCUUCCAACCUGCACUGGUACAUCAACGGGAAGAAGGUGUCCCAGCAGAAGGUGCGCACCAUGGUGACGAAGGAGCGGCCGGAGAGCAGGAUGAGCGUGGAGGGCGGCGUGGGCGCGGGCGUGGCUGGGGGCGGGCAGCAGCGGGAGGCACCGCGGGAGGAGCAGCAGCUGAGCCGCACCUCACAGCUCACUCUGGCGCUCAAGGCUGAACACUUCACAGCGGGGGGGCAGGCCACACUGGCCUGCGAAGCAUCACUCUCCGGCAUGUACAGCAGGGUGACCAAGAUGCACCUGGCCCUCCCAGGCUACAAGACGGCGGCGCCCUCGCAGAAGCUGUUCGGCGGCGGAGCUCGCAUGGCUGCAGGCGGCGGCGUGGAGGGCGCCGCCCUGCUGCUGGGGCUGCUGCUGCUACUGCAGGUGUUGUAGGGAGCGCUGCGUCGAGGCUCGCCGCGCCGCCGAGGAAGGCUGCGGGGCGGCCACGCUGUGUGUCGACGCCCUUUUUGAUAACAAAGUGAACAAUGACGCGCCGCGCAGUGCGUGUGGAGACAGACAGCUGCCUGCGGGCGUGGCGGCAGCAGGCAGGCCAGACGCCACGCAGACAGCUAGUGUAGAAUGUACAGCCUGGCCUGGAGCGGCCGCCUGUACCGCAGCCGCGUGUACUGUACAUAGUCACUGACCAUACGGAGUUUUGCUGCCUAUGGAUUGAAUUCAGGGUCCUAGCAUGUAAGGAACUACUACUCACAAACAAACAAACAAACACACACACACACACACACACACACACACACACACACACACACACAGACGUACGUCGUACAUACACACACACACACACACACACACACACACACACACACGUCGUACACACACACACACACACACACACACACACACACACACACACACACACACAUUAGCCUGGUAGAGUCUCUAUAUUGGCCCCAUGAAUGUACAGUAUACAAUACUUAUACCGAGGUCACCCCUCACCCCGCCGCGUCCCCCAGCCAGCCAUCCCCAUCACCCGUCACCCGUCACCCGUAGCUCAUCUCUGUACUCCUCGAUGGGACGUCACUGUAUCGUCGUAGCGCUAAGUCGAUGGGACAUAGACCUUAAGAUGAAACACUAAGUGUAGUUCCCCUGCUGAGCGCGGCGUGUGUGGCGGACACGCGGCGGGCGUCGCCAGGCCUCCCUCAAGCCUCCUUCACUGACGGGUGCCCCUCCUCCCUGACACCCAGCAGCUCACCGCCUCCUGCCGCCACCGGCACCAGCUGCGCACCACCCUCACCUGCCGCAGUGCUCCCCGUGUGGCCUGCCACCUGCUGGCCGUACCCCGCGCUGUGCGAGUGCCGCGUCAGGUGCCCCGUGGCGGGGUGCCCCGUGGCUUGUGCGGCGACAGGCGCAUCACGAGCCACAAUAGGCGAAGGAGGAGCCACCAUGCGUCGCACGCCCUGACUGGCGGCGCCCAGUGACGCCCCUCCCCAAUGCAGCGCGUGCCACCGCCCACACCCGCGCUCUCAGGUAAUCCUGGGCGGCUCCUGGGCGCUGACGCUGUGGGAAGCCUCUAGAGCCAUCACCCACACCCUGAAGGAGGGUCCCGCGCCCCGGGUGCCCUCGCCCAAGCACUUCACUACCGCCCGUGACAAGCGUCUUCCUUCAAUAUCACAAACGUGUUUUUAUUUUUACGUAACAUUUUGACACAGAGCUUAAGAGAGUGAGCCCAGCGUGGCGCGGCGCUAAGCCCCGGGCGGCGGAACGCCCGCACGCCCAACGCUUCCCCCCGCCCAGCUGCCGCCCAAACCAGGCCGCCCCGCCUGAAGCCGCGGCAGCACUGGCCGGGCCAGGCUACGCUCAACCUGACGAGACUCGUGAGUCCCUCCGCGCGAGGCGACGCAGCUGUGAUGCCGAAACACAGAGCCAGACCCGAUCCACCACGCCCACACCCGCGCCCGCCCACCCGCCCGCACAUUGACUGGCUGACCUCCCUGUAACUGUAGCGGUGUGUGUGUGUGUGUGUGUGUGUGUGAAGCACCAUUCAGCAGCAGCAGCAGCAGCAGCAGCAGCAGCACAGGAUGCGUGGCGAGCCGUGCAGGGCUAAGCUGAGAGAGGGAGUGGGUGGCGUGACGCCCUGCACGCCUUAGUGGAGCUGGGAGGCGGUGGAGUCACCCUGGCGCCGCCACUACCGCCGCCACCACGCCCGGGAACACCAACGAUGCCUAAUGGCAUUCACACACACACACACACACACACACACACACAUACACACACUGCUGUGCUGCGGGAAGCCUCUGAACGCGUCAUCGGAACAACAUUACUGGAAACACGAUCACCACCAGGGUGGAGGUGCCAAUGCGGUGCCAAGGCGGUACCAAGGCGGUGCCACGAGGAGGAAUGAGAGACGCGUAAGGGAGGUAAGGCGGCGGCACCAUCCCGCUGGCACCAGUAAGAGCGUGGCAUUCAGCAGGCAGUGGGUGUGGCGGGCACCGUGCCUCUCAAAAGGCGUGGUGGCAAGCAGGAGUCUCCCGCCCUCGCAGCCGCCAUGACACAGCGGAGCUAGACGGUACGAACACACACACACACACACACACACACACACACACACACACACACACACACACACACACACACACACACACACACACACAUGCACACACACACACACACACAUGCACACACACACACACACACACACACACACACACACACACACACACACAGCGUAUUUUGUACAAACGCCAAAAUAAAGGCUGUUUGAGGGCU